AAGGAGCUGUACAAAAUAUUCAUCUUCCUUCAAAUUCAGAAUCAGCUAAUGAUAUUAAAAAAUAUUUGUCUAAACGUUCUAGUGGUGCUUCUAAAAAUUUCUAUUUACAUAUUAAUCCACUUUGGUAUGAAACUGGUAUUUGGUAUAAACACAUUAUGGAAUCUGUUAAAGUAGAACUUCCAUUUGGUCUUUUAAUAAACCAUUCUGUUCAUAAAACUGUUGCUCAAAUUCUUCAGGAUGCUAAUGUUCCAGAAGAUGCUAUAAUGGGAGUAACAGAUCACAAAAGUAUUCAAGGUAUUCAUGCAUAUAAAGAAGUGAAUAAAAAACAACAUCUUACUGCUAUGGAUACUUUAAUUAAUGCUAUAGAACCAUCAAGAUCAAUUCUUACUGAUUCAACAAGUAAAAAUGCAAAU
This is a messenger RNA of Funneliformis mosseae, 413 nucleotides long. The record is from the annotation of a GenBank genome assembly. Lineage: Eukaryota; Fungi; Glomeromycota; Glomeromycetes; Glomerales; Glomeraceae.